GAAAAAAAAGAUACGUCAACUGCCUGGUCAAGACGUGUAUGAAUUCAAGGACAAAUACCAUCAGAAUUAAUAAAAAACAGAAUUACUAAUACAUAAUGAAUGAAACAGAUACCACACUAAAGGAUGAUGAAGUUGGUACUACUGUUACAGUUUUAUUCACGUCAUUAGCGGCAGCGUCGGUUUUAAUCGACAUCGCUUAUAUCAUUGUUUGCUUUAAGGCUCUUAAGAAAACAUUCCAUCAUCUUACGAUUUUGAUGUUGUUUUUCAGCGAUAUUACUUUAGGGAUUUCAUCAACAAUGUUUUCGUUAGGAACUGUAUUAAAACAUGAACACGUAGAAUCGUGUCUCCUACAGAUAUUUAUUGUUACAUUUGGUCUGCAAUCAAACUAUUGUUUGAUAUUCCUUCUGUGUUUUCAAAGAUAUUUAGUUGUAAGGUCGUAUAACUUUGGAAUAGUGAACACAUUUGAUAAGAAUAAAUACAUAUACAUUGGAGGAUCUUUGUGCCUUGUGCUUGUAAUUUCGUUUUGUGGAACUAUAUUGCCUCCUCAUGACGAAUUCAUGCAUAUUUGUAGACCUCCUGUUGUAUACGGGGACAGUUUUUAUAUUUUCAUAAUUGUUAAUCUUUUACCGAUAACUCUUAUUAUAUUUCUAUUAUUCAUAAUGUCAGCGAUCACUAGUUUACUUAUAUGGAAAUUAUAUUUUAAAGGAACAAUUGCCCCGAUGGACGUUGUGAAAGAGGAGAAAAACAUUACUUGCCAUGUGCAGGCUUCUACCUCAACAACAGGGCAAAGUGCCGCAGGUUCACCUAAACACGUUUCUUUUGACAUUGAGUAUAACCAAAAUAGGGAAGCUGCUACUUCAGUCAGUAUAAAAGGAGAUAUAGAAAUUCAUCUAGAUCAAUUAAAAGCUACCUCAAACUUCGAUAAUAAAGUAUCACUAAAGAAAGAUAACUGGGUACAUGACGAGAACUUGAAUGAAGGAAUGAUUGAUUUGAAAAAUGAAACCGACAUCUGUACGACCACAAACGAUGUUGCUAUACCAAUUGAUGUCAACACACAUUUUCAAAAGUCAUGGGAGAUUCGAGCAUUCUUUACAACUCUCAUUAUUGCCUUUCAAACUACGGUUUUAACAUCACCUUUUGUUGCGUCGUAUUGGGUAGAGGUUUUAUCGAAUACACCUUUAACACUACAGGUUCGAAUUAUUCUUUUAUUUCCAUUUCUGAUCAAUUCGUUAUCCAAUCCUUUUAUUUAUGCUUGGAGAAUACCGGAAAUUAGAGAAGAGUUUAGAAGGCUGUUUAGGAUAAAUACUUAAUCUUCAUAGUUUAAAAAUGACACAGCUGUUAGUCUUACAUUAUACAGUUAUAAACAAUUUUGACAAAAUUACAAAGUUAACAAAAUGUUUACAAUUGAAAGACGGUUGAGAUAUUCUCAAAAAGAAAAACGUCAAAAAAAAAACAGACAUGAUUAACACAACAAUAAAACAUACAAAUUAUUAAGGUGACUCUAACACAAAAAGGUUCAUAUAAGAAAUGUUUUCAUUUAAAUAUUUGUUAGUUUUAUGUAUGCUGAAUCUAAAACAGAAAAGAUGCACCAGCUCAUUUUAUUCUCAGAAGGAAGCGAAAUUUAUGACUUUGACCCAAUGUUCAAGCAUGUACAGAAUAAGGCUCAUAUAUAUUUAUAGACUUUAGAACAGUUUAAUAAUAUUGUAAAUUCUAAUGCAAUUUGGAUGUAACAUUUUUUUUCAUUGGCUAAAAGUCAAAUCCACAGUUGACCAGGCGUAACUAAGGAGGGACCCGUCAUUUUGAAUUGAUGAAUCAACAAAUGUUCGAUUAAUACUAUAAUAUCGAAAAUAAAACAACAUCUACCUCGAAUACGCCGUUUUAAUGCAAUUUUAUCCGAAUUUGAAGCUUACAGGUAACGUUAUAUCCUCAAGUUUGUAAAUUUUCAUUUGUAUGACGUUUAGCCAUGACGUCUAUGUGCCAAAAUCAUUCAUGAAGUUUCGCGGAUUUUUUUUUAUUUGA
Molecule: messenger RNA, 2019 nt
Organism: Mytilus trossulus (common blue mussel)
Lineage: Eukaryota; Metazoa; Mollusca; Bivalvia; Mytilida; Mytilidae
Exons: 3
Coding region: 96-1310 (404 amino acids)
Biological process (GO): G protein-coupled receptor signaling pathway
Cellular component (GO): membrane
Molecular function (GO): G protein-coupled receptor activity
Source: RefSeq, a predicted model, not a curated record